Molecule: messenger RNA, 2648 nt
Organism: Alligator mississippiensis (American alligator)
Lineage: Eukaryota; Metazoa; Chordata; Crocodylia; Alligatoridae
Product: elongin-B-like
Exons: 2
Coding region: 758-1123 (121 amino acids)
Biological process (GO): transcription elongation by RNA polymerase II
Cellular component (GO): elongin complex; VCB complex
Molecular function (GO): protein binding
Source: RefSeq, a predicted model, not a curated record
CUUGCUUUUGAUGCAGAAGUCUUAAGUAUGGGGUUUUUAAAUAGCUACCUGUGUUGCUCUUCAUUGUCCCAGUGUCUUGGCCCCUCAUCAUCUCUUGAAGGAGCCUGGCUUCCAGAUUAUGGUAUACUUGGCACUUCUAAUGAUCAGGCCUCCAGGAAUAUUAAGUGACCUGUUCAGAGAAACACGGGAUGUCUUAUGGUGGCAGAGUGAGAAUUAAACAUGAGUGUGGAGAGACAAUACUUGAACUAUUCCAAGACUAUCACUGACUGGGAACCAGGUCACAAAUAAGCCUGAACAGAAAUGUCUGUGUAUGUGUACUGCUAAGACCUUCAAGCAGAUCCUUCACCUUGUAGGGACUGCACUGCUGCCAAAAUGCUUCCAGACAUGACUUUCCAGGGGUCAGUCAUGCCUGCAGUUUUGCAGGAUUUCCCUAGAAGAAGAGGCAGAAGACCUGAAUUGAGGCAAGAGGCUGGAGUGGAAGGGUUUGCCAGGUCUUGGGAGGUGGGGAACUCUGCAGCUCCAUGCUCAUGGUUCCUGUGGGGGCUGGGGGCUCUGACUUUCCACCCCCUGCCCCCCUUUGCCAAGAAUUCCCCAUCUCUUCCAAUCCCUGCAUUCACGGUAGAAGCUUCAGGGCAGGACUGGAUGCAGCAGCACAGAGUUGGGACCAAAUUAACAGUUAACAAGCUAAGGCACUUCACAAUGAGCAUGGAACAGCCAGCCCUUCUGUCCUGGAUUGUGGGAAGUCCCCAGGGUAGCCAUGGAUGUGUACUUGAUGAUACGCCGCCAUAAAAUGACCAUCUUUGCCAAUGCCAAAGAGAAUACUACUGUUUAUGAUCUGAAGAAAGUUGUGGAGGGGAUACUAAAGAGGCCUCCAGAGGAACAGCAGCUAUACAAGGAUGACCAGCUGCUGACUGAUGGCACCAAGACUUUGAUAGACUGUGGCUUAAGUAGCCAGAACUGCCGUCCCUACGCACCAGCUACAGUGGGCUUGGCCCUAUUCAGACCUGGCAAUGGCUCCUUUGAGCCACUGCAUAUUGACCCCUUUUCCACCACCCCAGAAUUGCCUGAUGUUAUGAAGCCACAGGAUUCUGGUGGCAGCACCACUGAGCAGGCCAUGCAUUGAGACCAGCAUUUGCUACUGUGCCUCCAACCCAUCUUACACAUGGACAUAGGGGCCAAGUGCCAGUCUCCUUGUCAAUCAUGUUGCACUUAUGUUCACAGAAUUUAAAACUGAGUUGAAUAAUAAAGCUUAGCAGUCUAAAUUUCAUUGAUCCAAGCAUAUCACAAUAUCUACAAAGCAAAAUGAUGAUUCUACUUGCUGGGACCCUUGAUUCUUCAGGGACAGCAGGUAGAAAUAACAGCAGUGGCAUCUCUAAGGUCUAAUGUAGUGAUUCUGGAACAGAAUCCUGUGGCGCUAUGGGGUGCUUUGAGAUCCUUUCCAAGUUAUAAUGCAAUGUUAGCCCCAUCAGGUGUGCAAACAUGAUUCACAAGAUGAAUCCAGAGAUUCCAAAUAGUGAUCUAAAACAUUUUGACUGUGUGUGGUCUUUUUGUGGCCUUUGCAGCAGAAGAACAUCUCUCUCUCUCUCUCUCUCUCUCUUUCAUAGUCAGAAAUGAGUAAAAACUAUGAGCUAGCAUCUUCUGAGCUGGUCCCUUGAGUCUAAAAAGGUUGAGAUUCACAUUCAUGUUCUAAUGCAUUGUUCCUAAAGACUUCUUUUCCAGACUCUUUCAUAUGACCUAUCCAGACCAGAUAAAGACUAAAUUGCAAAAGUUACUUUUACUAGGAAACCAGCGUCAUCAGCUCUUGCGACUUAAUAUUAACUGGACUUUAAGGUUGAUCAUUUUUUUCUGAAGCCCCUCUCCUAGUAUCAUGUGCCCAAAGGAGACACUUGGCUUGCAAAUUUCCUUAAAAUGGUUCUAGAUGGUAUGUUUAUGUUGGAAAAUAUCAUGUUAACUCUAAGCGCUCCGAUCAGUUGGCAAAUAAAGAAGUCAAUCUUAAGGAUUUUAACUAGAUUUUGAUUAAGCCAAUCUUUAACACUCUAGAGCCUGACUCCAAGCUUUUUCCAUAGUUGGGACUGGCUGUACUCUACAAAGACACAAUGGCAACAAAUAUGAUAUCCACUUUAGCAACAAAUAAGUACAAGCUGGUGUUUAGAGUAAGUAUGGGUAAGCAGGAGCUAGUCCAGGUUGGAGGGAGAAACUAUUAAAGAAAGAUCAGCCAACAUGUUAACUAAUGAUGGAUAUUUGCUUUUCUUCAUCCAUUUUUUUUUCCUCCCAAAUUAUUUAAGCCAAAGGACAGUGCUUACACAAAACUAAAUGGGAAUAGACUGGCCAUGAAUGAGCUUAGGCUGGAUAUUAGAAGAAAGUUUUGGUCAAUUAGAGAAGCUGUGCUUCUGUAACAUUUUACAGUAGUUUUUUUUAAUUAUUUUUUAGUCCCUAUGAUUCCAAACUUGUCUUAAGAUGGAGUUUGAAUAAGCAUGAUAUGAUGCCUGCAAUAUAGGGGCCUGGACUUACUGAACUAAGGAUUACAGCUGUGCAAAAUUUUGCCAGCUGUUUCAUUUCAUUUCAAGCUUUAAACAGCAAGAUCUAAAUUAAACAAAGGGCUUCAAAACAGCCUCAAAACAAAACGAGGGCAGUUGAAACGUUUCAAA